GAAAAAGCGGUCCGGUACGUGACGAAACAAGUGCAUAUCCAGGAAAAAACUACACCCAUCCCCAUCCCUUUUCUGCAUGACAAACACUGCAGCUUAUGCUUAUGCAUGUUUUGCAUGACAAAUUGGAUGUGGAUGGGUGUUUUUUCCUGGAUAGCGCAGUACUUGCUGCUGGAAGAGUCCAACGUCGUUACGCUAAACUCUCCGAUCACCCUGGUCGGCGACGUACACGGGCAAAUCUACGAUGUUUUGGAACUCUUUCGUGUCGGUGGGUUCGCGCCCAGCACGAACUACCUCUUCCUCGGGGACUACGUCGACCGGGGCAACGCCUCCGUGGAGGUGAUUUCGUUACUCUCGUGCUUGAAACUGAAAUACCCGAAUCGAGUCACCUUGCUGCGGGGGAAUCACGAAACCAGGCAGAUCACACAAGUGUACGGGUUUUAUUUGGAGUGCCAGAGGAAAUACGCGGAACACCCGGUGGGUAAUGUCAGUAGUUGUGCAGGGGAUAAUACUGGCGGUAGUACAACUGCUAACGAUACUAACCCGUACUCGGUUCAUCGAAAAACCUCCACUGGGUCUUAUCCCGAGUAAGAACGUCCCCCACCCGCCAGAGUUUGAGUUCUUGUCAUGCAGAUUUGCAAUUACAGGAACGCUUGGGCUUGUCAUGCGCAUCCCCAAGAGAGGCACCGCACUUCCAGUCCCGUUUUGGUUGCAUUCGUAAUGCUGCAAACAGGAUGCGGAAAUGGUUUUGUCAUGCGGCUGCCCUUGCUGAUCCGCACUACAUUACUCCGGGAUGAAACUUGUCAUGCGUGACUCCCAAAACCUCUGGAUUUGUGUUGCAGAGAUUCCAACUUGACUAUGGAGCGGGGACGUUUUUAGUCGGGACAUGUCUCUGACUUCCAACCCGAGCAAGGACGAUACUAGUAAGCAGAUUGGGACGAAUAUCCUGAAAAAAAAACGUUGUUAGAGUAAAUUUGUGAUGCGCAGCAUGCAAAUUGAUUGAGCCUGUCAUGCUGUGCCUGCAUUGUAGGGCCCAUUUAACGGCGUUUUCCCUUACUAUCUGCGCAUGACAGGUUUUUGCUGUCAUGCGAGAGAUAUUUGUCAUGCUAAUCCUCCAACAAAGUUGUUUUUAUUUUUUUGGAUAACGAAUGUGUGGAGCUACUUCACAGUAUGCAAUGCAACAGUAUCGUAUUCGUACUAGUAGUAUGCAUUGCACUACAAAUUAUCUGAGCAUGAGAAAUGGAGUUUGUGAUGCUGUUUCUGCUUCGGAAGCAGAUUUGUCAUGCAUAUCAGCACAAGUACGAACCGAACGAUACGAUACUUUUGCGGAGCAUACACGGAGAUGUUCGACUACCUACCAAUAACCGCGGUCAUCGACAACACCUUUUUCGCCACCCACGGUGGGCUGUCCCCGAGCAUUCUGAAUUUGGACCAGAUCAGAGUGCUGGAUCGGUUUUCCGAAAUCCCGCACGACGGGCCACUGGCGGAUCUGCUCUGGAGUGACCCAGAUCAGGACAAGGUUGGGUUCAAUGUGUCGCCGAGAGGUAAGUGCUUGAAUUGACUUUGUCAUGCAUUUGCAUGCAUGACAGCUGCACUUUGUGAUGCGCAUUUUCACAUGCCAACCACUGCCUAAAAAUCAGGCGCCGGCUACAUUUUCGGUCCUGACGUGGCCGAGCGGUUUCUGCACUGGAACGGCUUGCAGCACAUCGUUAUGGAUUGUAAAAAUGUCUGGGUCUGGACGAAUGCGCGAUUUGUCAUGCAGCUUUUCCAUGACCCAUGAGGUCUGGAAUGCAGGACCGAGCAUGACAGAUUCUAUGCGAUCUCUCUCAUGCCUGUCCUGCAUGAGAAACUCCCUCCCGACUUUGUCAAAACUGGACCACUUUUGGUAAUCAUGCAACACAGAUUUUUGCAUCCUUCAGAUUUAGCAUGACAAGUUGCAUUCUUCCAGACCCAGACAUUUUUACAGUUGAUAAUCGUCCGCGCGCACCAGCUCUGCAUGCAGGGGCACCAGGUGCUGUUCGAAGAGAAACUUUCCACCGUCUGGUCCGCCCCGAACUAUUGCUACCGGUUUGGGAACACAGCCAGCGUGUUGGAGAUUGGCGACAACAGCAACAGCUGCUCGUCUUUGGAGCAGAAUUAUAUGCAACGAACUACCACGAUCAACUCCAUUACCAACCGCAUGUUCUUCAACGUCUUUACCGCCUGUCCGCACCCGGGCAUUGCCGUGGGAAAUACCACCGUCGACGCGAAUAUCCUAAGCGAAAGUAUCAUGAUGCUCUUAGUAAUCGCAGCCAUGCACUACAAAUUUCCAACCCAAGGCAAAACAGCAUGACAAAUUCCAUUUGUCACGCUGACCGAAUUUGUAAUGCGAUUUCUACUUAGUGUGAUGCUUUUGCAAUGCAUAGCGGAUGUGUUCGAGCAACAAAAGUUGGCGAUGAAUGGAGGAAUUGCUGCUGGCGGUGCAGCUGCUGUGAACGGGUCUUCUGUCGGAUAUGGCGUCCUCAAACGUUACAUUUUCAAGUGUUACAUGAUUUGUCAUGCGAAGCUGCCAUUAUCAUCUACACGAUCAAGCUGUUCUGCAUGACAAAUCCUGGAAGGGCCAAACAGGCUGACAAUCUGUGCGAAAUCUGUCAUGCAAGACGCGCAAUGUCCCCCCUUCCCUUUUCCCAUUCUUGCAUCACAAAUCCAUGUAACAGUUGAGAAUGUAACAUUUGAGAACGCCAUAUCGGAGGAAGUAUCGGCGGGUUUUGGAAAAACGGAACGAGAAUCGAUUUCGAGGAACAAUUUGCGGCUCCUGCUGUGCGAAAAGAUGCAUCUGUGUUGCGCACUGACGAGGAUGCAGAUGAUGAUGCAUAUGAUGACCUGCAUGACAAACACUACAAAAAUAAAUCCGAGAUUAACCACGAGUACGAGUUUUGGCGGAAGUAUCCACUGGAAAAAUUUUACCGUACACGCACAAGGACAAUCAAAUGAGAAUGGUGUCGUAGCAUGACAAAACUUGUCGCCAACCAGAAAAUGCAUGGCAAAUUUUAUGUUCCAGUAUCGGAGGUCGGCAAAUUUCUUUGUGAUGCAUUUUGUACAACUACGUGUACCACCUGUACGUGCGCGGUAAAAGAUUCAACUGCACAGAAUGAAGAAAAUCGAGGCAUUGGAAGCAAACCGGGACUGCUGGUUUAGUUCCGUUCGGAUAAACCAACAGCAGAAGAUGCGAAAAGAGCAAGAGGCGGUAGCAGCGGAACAGAGGAGAACGUCGAAGGCGAAAAGUGCUGGUGCUGGUGGUGGUGGUACUGCUUCUACGAAUAGCGCAGUUGGAGGAGCUUCGACGACAGGCGGCUCGAGUAGCAUAAUUUCCUGCUCUUCUAGUAGUACUUCUGGCCCAGGCGAAACUAAGUACCACAGUCACAUUCCGGGUUCUUGUUCUUCUUCAUCAAGCGGAGUUGCACCGAGCACUACGCUGACAAGAAGCAGCAGUAAAGACGGCGCAGGUUCGAAGUAUCACAGUCACAACGGAGGUGCCGUGGGGCCGGUUGAGGGCGUUGGAGCAGGAGCCGGGAAGACUUCUAGUGCAGGAGGAUCGACGUCUUCGUCAGGCUCCACCAGUGUGGCCACGACUUCCUCCACCCGCUCUAACACGCCGGAGGAACAAGAUGGCGACGAGGUGCAGCUUCUGAAGGAGUUACGAAGGAAGGGGUCGAAAAAGAAAGCGACAAGACACAUCAGGACAGACGAUCCAGAAGAUCCUGUGCUGGACGACAUCUUCGACUCAAAGAACGAAAUGGAGGAAAACCCAGAGGACCCGGAAGAUGACGAAAUCAGAAUCAUCGACAGCACCACCGGUGUUUUUAACAGAAAGUCAAAGAAGUUGUCUUCAACAAGUUCACAGACAGUAAAGCGCAACAAGGACCACGAUAAAGCAAGUACCAGCGGAGAAGACUACAUGGACGAGAGCACGACCAAAACAGGUGGUCUGUGGGCGGGAAUUCUGUCCGAGUUGCACCUCGACGGAGAGGGAAAAAACCUCCAGCGCGACCAGAACAUCAAAGCACAGUCUUGCCACGACGAAGACGACGCAAUUCUCCACGAGGAAGAGGAUGAGGAUGAUCACCACUUGAAGAGCCCCCCGAUUCUGACGAACCACGAUGACGAUGGUGAAGUAGAAGACGACGAUGACGAAGAGGACCCCAACGGUUUUAAACUCAACAGGACUGCUUUUGACCAAGGACUCGUAGGCCGCGGUGUAGUUUACGCCGAAAAUGAAAAUGCAACAACAUCCGGUGUCUGUGUUAACAAGAAUCACGUCGUGCCGAUCUUUGCGCAAAAUAUCAAAUCGAGAAUCAAGCGAUCCCGGUCGAAAGACAGACUCGGCCCGGUCAAAGACGCAGGUCGCCACGCAUUUUCCGCGUUUUUGUCGGACUCUUCUGGCUCCGGAUCGGGCUCCUCAAGCUCGGAAUCGUCUUCCGAGGAGGAGCAUAUGCAAUACAAAUUCUCCCUCCCGUACAUGUACAAGAUACAUCACGAAUUUCACCAAUUUGGCCGCGUGUAAAACUUGUCAUGCUAAACUAGGAUCGAAGACAAGUGUUGCCAUGCAGAGACCGCAUCUGUACGUAUACGGGAAAUUUACUGUGGAUAGAACCAGACGAGGCGCGCCAUCAAGUUCGGGAUCAUGUUCCCACAAGCGGAAGUCAACGCCGUGCGGAGAAGGUGAAGAAGCUGGUGACCACAAUACGCAAAAAUGCACAACAGCGCUCACAAGUAGGGUCGCUUGAUGUGCUUGACCAGACGAGUUGUGGUGCGCCUGCUCCAUCAAGUGAGACAUCUGAGGAGACCAGCUCGGAAUCUUCUUCGUGUACCUCCGCGUCUUCCGAAGAAGACGAGAUUUUUCGGUUACGGACAAGAACUUCAUCUACGAGCGGAAAUAGAAGCAGUGCGAUGUUGAGUAAGUCCAUGUCAAGUUCUUACUCAUCCGCAUACAACCUCAACCACCGAGACCGAGGAGGAGGCAUCACGGUUGAGAAAACCACUCCGUCACGGCAAAUUCUCCACAGAGACGAUGUUGCUGACGAGGACGACGACAAGGAUAACACCAGUAACACCACUCCCAGCAACAGCAGCACCACCAUCACCUCGACUUCCAUGAAACCGUCGAAAAAGAAGGAUAGUGCUAAUGGCAGUAAAGUCUUUGUCAAGCUGAAGCCGCCGCUGCCCGCUUUCCCGCAAAGGCUAUUUGAAGAAGACGCGGUGAAGACGAUUAUUGACGAUAUUCUCUGAAAAAUUUUAACCAUCGUCCCCAUGAUCCAAUUUCUCAUGCAAAACAUGGACUAUAUUCUGGCUUUGUCAUCAACAUGCGAAAUGUGAAGGAUGGGGAUCGGAUGGAACAUUUUCAGGGAAUAGACCAGAUUGUUGACGAAGAGCAACAGAAGGUGCUGGAGGAAAAGAAGCAGAUAGCGCUAGUGGAGAAAAGCUCCGAUGAGGACGCGGGAGAACAAGUGGAGGCUGAAGGUGGUACUGCUACUGAAGCAGUGAAGAAAGUAGCGAAGAAGAUAGAAUUAGAUGAAAUUUCUCAUGCGCCGCGGCCGGGUAACGCUAAAGACUACGAAGACGACGAGACGGGCGACACUGAAGACACAAAGAAAAUGGAAGAGUUGGAACGUGAACGAGCGGCCAUUCAGCAGAAGGUUCUGGAAGUCGAAAGGCAGAUCCGGGCGCGCGAACAAGAAAUUUUGAAUCUGUAUCAGGACGACGUAUGGUUACAGGAAAAUAAAAAAUUACCGCUCACGUACAGACACUCACAUUGCAUGACAGAAUAGCUACUUCCUUCCCCUGCUACUUCACAUUCAGCAUGGCAAGUGCUGCCUACGUGAUUAUUUCUGGGAGAAAUUGUGUUGGAGUUUGUAGUUGUUGUGCGGUAAUUUUGUAUUGCAUACGAGGACGACCAGGGUUCGGAUAGGCUGUCUCCGCGGAUUCUCGGAGGCGAAUUCGAGGAGCAGGACGACGUCGACGAAAGUUACGCGAAUACAAAAACUAAUUUUUCCCGUAGUACAACACGUACGUGCAUGUGCAAAUACAAAACGCAUGACAAGUUUCCCGCCAAUGAACUCAAACCAGGUUCAGGCUGCCUGUCAUGCUAAUUAGAGUUGGAGAAAAUGUUUGUCAUGCUCAUGCACAGACAGCAUCAGCAUCUUCUGUGUCAGUUUGCCUGCUGCGUGCACAUCAACGGGAGUAUUGGAUUUGCUGUGGAUAGCUGGGAUCAACACGAAGAGGAGGUGUACGACGUUACGGGUGAGUUUUUUGCGGAAGACAUUUCCCCCGUGGAACAAGAUCCAGAUGAACUACCUCUAUGCAUUGCAAAAGCAUCGCACUAGUAAUUGCAGUCAUGCAUAGACAAAGAAACUCUUUCUUCUAGCAGGUAGUAGAUCCGCAUUACCUCUUACAACUUCAAUCAUCAACUGCUCACGCCUGUCCUUAUGAAAUUUGUGAUGCGAUUUGUUCUACAAGUGCGAUACACCAGCUUUUGCAGAGGAUAGAAUCACGCUAGCGACGACUCUGAGGAGGACGAGGAGCAGCCCCCGAAAGUGGUAAAGUAUGUA
This is a messenger RNA of Amoebophrya sp. A120, 6584 nucleotides long. Lineage: Eukaryota; Dinophyceae; Syndiniales; Amoebophryaceae. The record is from the annotation of a GenBank genome assembly.